AUGGUGUGGAGAAAAUCGGGAACGGAGCUCCAGCCACAGAAUUUGGUCCCAACCGUAAAACACGGUGGCGGCAACCAGAUGUGGGGUUCAAUGGUGGCCUCUGGACCUGGAACCAUGGAAUUUAUUGAUUCAACGAUGAACAAGAUGGGUUAUUUGAACAUCCUCAAGCAUAACCUGCAGGCUUUCGUGGAUAAAUUGGGUCUACCUCGUGAUUACUGGUUCCAAAAAGAUAAUGACCCCAAGCAUACCGCUUUUGUCUCGCCGGAUCUGAACCUGAUAGAACACCUCUGGUGGGAGGUCAAGAAUCGGCUGAAAAAUAAAAAUCCCAAGAACAAGGCAGAGCUCAGAAUGGCGAUUAAGGAGAUCUGGGAGAACUUUCCAUCCAGUGUGACCAUAAACCGCGUCGAAUCGAUGUCACGACGCUUGCAAGCAGUGCUAGAUGCCAAAGGCGGUCAUACCAAAUACUAA
Messenger RNA from Toxorhynchites rutilus septentrionalis, 468 nucleotides. Its product is annotated as transposable element Tcb1 transposase. The transcript has 2 exons. Gene Ontology annotation, molecular function: nucleic acid binding. The coding region runs from base 1 to 468 and encodes 155 amino acids. The record is from RefSeq and is a predicted model, not a curated record. NCBI's taxonomy places the organism in Eukaryota, Metazoa, Arthropoda, Insecta, Diptera, Culicidae.